AUGGUCUCAUUACACCAGGUGGUGUAUUUUAUCCUUUUUGCCUCAGUUUCUAGUGAAUGCAUCACUAAGCUCUUCAAAGACACCUGCUUUCAAGGAGGUGACAUAAGUACUGUUUUCACGCCGAGUGCCCAGUACUGCCAACUGCUCUGCACCCACCACCCACAGUGCUUGCUCUUCACAUUCAUGGCUGAGUCAUCUUCAAAUGAUCCCACCAAAUGGUUUGCUUGCAUCCUGAAGGACAGUGUCACAGAAACGCUGCCAAUGGUGAAUAUGACAGGGGCGGUUUCUGGAUAUUCCUUCAAGCAAUGCCCUCAGCAAUUAAGUGCGUGCAGCAAAGGUGUGUAUGUGGACCUAGACAUGAAGGGGAUGAACUAUAACAGUUCUGUUGUGAAGAAUGCUCGUGAAUGCCAAGAAAGAUGCACAAAUGAUGCUCAUUGCCACUUUUUCACAUAUGCAACAGGGCGUUUUCGCAGCGUGGAGCAUCGGUGA
Molecule: messenger RNA, 489 nt
Organism: Cricetulus griseus (Chinese hamster)
Lineage: Eukaryota; Metazoa; Chordata; Mammalia; Rodentia; Cricetidae
Source: RefSeq, a predicted model, not a curated record